Messenger RNA from Pieris brassicae (large cabbage white), 1375 nucleotides. It is a transcript of the gene AST-A, whose product is annotated as allatostatin-A. The transcript has 4 exons. Gene Ontology annotation, molecular function: neuropeptide hormone activity. NCBI's taxonomy places the organism in Eukaryota, Metazoa, Arthropoda, Insecta, Lepidoptera, Pieridae. Bases 93 to 743 code for a protein of 216 amino acids. The record is from RefSeq and is a predicted model, not a curated record.
GCAUGCUACGCGUGUAGAGUCCGGGAACUUUGCUACGAAACUUCGCCAAGUAAGUCUUCCCGUUUUUAAUUCAUUUCUUACGUUGCUACAGAAUGCUGUACUCAUCCCUUGUAAUAAUCCUCGUGAUCGGUGCGGUGACAUGCUCGCCUGAGCGCGUCCAGAAUGAAAACGACCAGAACCAUGAGCACGACGCACAUGAGGAGGGCCAUGUUGCCCCAUUGGAGAAGAGAUCGCCUCACUAUGAUUUUGGAUUGGGCAAACGGGCGUACAGUUAUGUGUCGGAAUAUAAAAGGCUGCCUGUGUACAACUUUGGCUUGGGAAAAAGGUCGCGACCAUACUCCUUCGGGCUUGGAAAGAGAUCCGUAGACGAAGACACUGAUUUGGAUUUCACUAAUGAUAUUGACCAGGCAACCCAACCAGAAGUCUUUGAAUAUGACGAAGCGCCAGAGUAUGAAGUAAAAAGAGCUCGACCCUACAGUUUCGGUCUCGGCAAACGUUUCGUAGAAGAUGAAGAAGAGGAAAAGAGAGCCAGAAUGUACGACUUCGGUCUGGGCAAGCGGCCGCAUUUAUACAGUUUCGGCCUCGGCAAACGGGCUAGGAGCUACAAUUUUGGCCUUGGUAAGCGUUUGAGCAGCAAAUUUAACUUUGGGCUUGGAAAACGCGAGAGGGACAUGCACAGAUUUGGUUUUGGACUCGGCAAGCGAUCACAGAACUCUGAGGACAGCGAAUACUUGGACGUUUAAAGAUUUAAUACUGGUGGUGUCUCAUUCUUCAUUUAUUACUUUCGACAAGACAAGCAUCCUUCACAGUCAAGAAUUAAUCAUAAACAUAUAAAUUAAUAACGCUACUAUAUGUAUGAUUAUGUACUUUCAUAUGUACAUUUGUUACCGACUUAUCAGAUAUAUUACUAUUGUUUUAAUCGAAUUUAGUUGCGAAAACCCCAGCCUAGUUUCGUAAUUGAAUUCCUUCAUUAACCACGUGUUUGUUGUCAUUUCAAUUUUCUAUUUGACUUAUUGAUAAACCUUAAUUUUUGUAAUAUAAGUUGUUGUAGUGAUAGAUUCUGUAAAAUAAUGUUAAUCGAUAUGCUUGUAAUUUACUGUUUCUACGAAUUUUACGGUAUCCCAUUUUGAGGAAUUUCGUUUAGCAAAAUUAAUUACCAAGACAGUAGCUCAUGGUGCCAAAAUGAUUUUCCUUUUUAAAACCGUUUAUGAAUUGUUUUAUUACUGAUAUCUUAAGUAAAUACAUACAUUUCCGAACAGUAUUGUAGCGUCUAAUCUAGUCAAUUGUCAUAACAAUUCGUGGAUUCAUGAAAACUAAGUAUAGUGACUAAGCUGUUUUGAUUAUAAAUGUACAUUAAAGUAUAAAAAUCUUAGAU